Linum tenue is the source of this 1890-nucleotide messenger RNA. The record is from the annotation of a GenBank genome assembly. NCBI's taxonomy places the organism in Eukaryota, Viridiplantae, Streptophyta, Magnoliopsida, Malpighiales, Linaceae.
GCUGAGAAGUUAAAAGAGGAAGCGAAGUUUCUCUUUGCGGAAGCAGCAGACGACCUGGUGGCUAAGCUGGAGCUGAUUGACAGCGUGAGGAAGCUAGGGUUAGACAGCUUCUUUGCGGAUGACAUCAAAGAAGGUCUCGAUGCACUGUCCAUAUCCAUCGGAGAUUCAAGUUUCCACAUGAUCGUGAAACGGAACCUCCAUUUCUGCGCACUGUCCUUCAGGCUGCUUCGACAAUGCGGCUAUCGUGUCUCUCAAGGUACGUUUCACAUGUUCAUUGAGUUUAUGGACAAACCCUCGGGGACUUUCAUGGAAAGCAAGUGCUGUGGGGACGUAUUAGGGCUAGUGGAGCUAUUUGAGGCCUCACAUUUGGGAUUGAAGGACGAAGAUAUUAUGGAAGAAGCCAAUCGCUUCUCAACCAGAGUCCUGAAGAGCAGCUAUCCGAGGUUGUUGCUUCAUCGUAACAACGACCUGGCAGAACGUGUAGCCCACGCUCUGGAGCUACCGAUCCACUGGCGCGUGCGGUGGUUCGACGUGAAGUGGCAGAUCAAGGUCCACGAGAGAAGGAUGCAGAAGAUGAAGAAGAAGGUGGGCAGGGCAUUGAUUGACUUGGCUAAGGUCAACUUCAACGUGGUCCAAUCCGUACUCCAGAGGGAUCUGAAACAAAUCUCCAGGUGGUGGAAGGAUCUUGGUCUGAUUGAAAGGCUGGACUUCACGAGGGAUCGAGUCGUGGAGAGCUUUCUGUGUGCGGUGGGACUGGCGAUCGAGCCUGAGUUUAGCAGUUUCAGAAUACGCCUCACGAAAAUUAUACUGAUGAUACUAGUACUCGACGACGUUUAUGAUGUUUAUGGAUCCAUAGAAGAACUAAAACACUUCACAACUGCCAUUGACAAGUGGAAAAAUGCAAGGGAAGUGGACGAAUUGCCUGAGCCCAUGAAGUUGUGCUUCCAAGCCCUAACUGAUAUCACAGAAGAAAUUUCAGUGGAGAUCCAAAAUGAGAAAAGCUGGGAUGAUGAACACGUCCAGCCUCAUCUUCAAAGAGUGUGGGGAGAUUUCUGCAAAGCGAUGCUAGUGGAAGCAAAAUGGUGCCGCGACGGACGAACCCCGUCGCUAAAAGAGUAUCUUACCAACGGCAGCGUUUCAUCCUCCGGCACGGUCAUCUCCGUUCACUCCUUUUGCUCAGUGUCGUCGUCGUCGGAAAUGGAAAGCAGCUUCUUGGAGAAAAGUGAUCACCAUCUCAUUCACAACGUCUGCCUCAUAAUUCGCCUCUGCAACGAUGUUGGAACUUCCAAGGUGGAGCAAGAGAGAGGAGAGGCGGCAUCGUCGAUAGCUUGUUACAUGCGUGAAGCCGAUGCAACGGAGGAGGAAGCCAAGGAUUACGUCAAAGGAUUGAUAGCCAGAGCGUGGAAGAAAAUCAACGAGAAAUGCUUUGGGCCGCAGCCGCCGGCGACUCCCCGGCGAUUCGUGGAUAUAACCACCAACAUGGCGCGUGUGGCCCAUAAUCUGUACCAAGACGGCGACGGGUUUGGAGGGCAAGACCACAAACAUCAUCACAAGAAGCAGAUUCUGUCUCUCCUCGUUCACCCUCUCAGGAUUGAGUCCUGUUGACCGGUCAAAGUAAAAGAGAAAUAGUUGGUAGAACGUAACUCAAGGCAGCAAAUUUAAAUGUCGAUUCAAAGGAAAACGGAUUGCAGUAAUGAAAUGGGUAGACUGCAAACUAAAGUAUAGUCAGAGGCUGUGAUUCUUCAAAUUUAUGUUAUUAAUCUAGUUGCGUAUAGUAAUUUGAUGCAUUGAAUGUAGAUAAUAUGAUCGAAUAACAAUCCCAAGGAUCAUAAUAAUAUAACAAUAAUAGGUCCUCAAAUUGCAGCCUGGUAAAAUCCAGCUCCAAGAUCA